AUGCCGGUGCACGCGAAGGUGCGACCGCUGUUGGGCACCUACACCGAGGACGAUAUAGUUGACUACUAUUGCGAAUACACUGAUAUGAAACUUAUUGGAAAUGUUCGACGAAAGUUACGAGAGAUACCUCGGCGCACAUUAGACCGCAUCGAAAUGGUUAACCUCGGCAACCACAGUGUCAGUAAUAUAUAUUAUUCGCACCAAUUGUAUUAUACGUCAAACUACCUGAGCGAAUACCAAAAGCAACAACAAAUGACAUUUUUCGGUCAGCCCUCCACACCCGGGGAAUGCAUUCACUCCAAAGUUAAAGCCAACGUAACGUCCCUCGAGUGGCGGCUCGUAUUCAAGUGGGCCAUCGGACAGGUAUAUCACGUGGAAAUAGUAGUAAACACGGCGAACAUGAACCAGGCACUAGAUUUUCGCAAAAAUGGCUCAAUCGUACGCCAGGUAUAUGUCAGUGACUAUAGGGUGUGUAAGCCCGAGGGGACCCCCGAGCCGGUGGAAGUCAACGAAAAACUCUUCAAAUACACGUUUGUUUGCGAACUCCGAGACCAGAGUAAUGUCCAGAAGUUGGAGGACUUCGCGGCCAUUCGGUCCGAAGAGUUGAUGAAUGUUACCAUCGAUUUCGGGGUCACAGAUGUGACGGUGUGUGAGCUGCACGUGUCGGAGACACUGCCCAUACGCUACUAUAGCCGCGGCUCCUGUGGCUCACCGGACAUACCGUUGUACUCGACGUACGGACCGGUAUUUGACGAAACCAGCAAUGGAUUCAUACCUAUCGGCUAUAGAUUUACUUGCGAUAACGGUUUCCAAUUGGAUGGCAACCAAGUGGUGACUUGCGGUGUAAACAACCAAUGGUUGGACAAAUUCCCCACUUGUUUGCCCAUCGAGUCGUGUCCAUUGAUGGAUAAACACAAACUCGAGGAACUGUCGCUUAAAGUGGACUACAAGAGUCUGUACAGCGCCGACGGCAACAUUACAGCCAUUAACGGCACUCAAGCCAUCUAUUCGUGCGACUAUCACACCAAAGAUGACGAUACUAUCAAUAAGACAAUGAUUGGCGAUUCGUUGCAUUUCUGUCAAAUCAAUGGCAACUGGACGGGGGAGGAACCGAGCUGUUUGGAUAAAAACGAUAGCAACUGGACGGGGGAGGAACCGAGCUGUUUGGAUAAAAACGAUUUUACCUUGUAUUUGGCUGAAAUUAACGAGAUUAUACUGACAUCUGAGUCAAAACUUCCAGAAUAUGCCCAUCACAUGCACCAACCUAACCAGUGUGGUAUACCAGCCAUUCCCAAAUACUCCAAAAUCUACACAUACGACCCGAACCUCAUAAGCGUGUAUUUCGCGGCACUCAAAGGCAAACUUGAUUUGAUGCCCUCCUAUCCAAACGGGUCGGUCAUGACCUAUGGCUGUGAAUCUCGGUUCGAUUACAUGGCCAGCGAUUUCGGGGCCCGAACCUGCGUUAACGGCUCGUGGGUGGGACAGGUAGGCAAGUGCUAUACACCGGUCGGCGGUACGGAAGUGGCCAAAGUUAUAUCCAUUCAGGAAAACACCGGAACGGCUAACGUGUCCUACCAUACCAUCAAACAAGAUAUAAGCGAUAAAUACUGGAGUUAUAUUGAAACCGAGGAAAGCAAUUGCAUAAAACUGGAGAUCAAGUCGGGCACGAUCUACACCUGGACCAUUUACCUGUCGAUGCCGGUACGCAUGUCCUACUUUGCCGUCCGAUUCGGCAAUAAUAAGAUAUUCCAUGACUUGGAGGAAGACAUGCUUCGUGUGCACCGGGCUUCACAACUGGACACUCCCUCCCCAAUCACUGCUGAACUGUUCGGAUACAACUACUGGAGUAAUAAACUGGAGUGUGAAGUGACUAAAGUGAUUGAGACCAGUAUGACCACCGGACUCACACAGGUAUCGUUCCGGUGCGAUGAGCCCGACUCUGAAAUCAGCUCAUCUAAAAGUAAAAAGACGGCCAACCCAUACCUCUACUACGGCUAUCAGAUGACUACGAGCGCCAUCAACAUUAAGAUCAAUUCAGACGCCUUUCACGAGAGUUUCGACUCAACCAAUACAACACAUGUUAACUUGUGUGGACUCAUGCUAUUCAAGGCGGCCGACGACUGCGGUCUACCCGAGGAGGUGCCCAACGCUGAGAUCAUAUCCAGUCAUAGCGAGGGCUAUGUUAGGUAUAAGUGCAACGAAGGCUACCAACUGGUGGGCAAUGAGAUCGUCCGGUGCAGCAAAUUAGGCAAUUGGAUGGAAGUGGCCGUUUUGGGCACAAUCAUCGAGUUUACUUGUCAGGAUGACGCCUAUUUCGGAAAGUAUGGCAUAUCUACAGAAUCUGGGGGUUCCAGUAGUAUAGCCGUACCGAUGGCUAUAUUCACGGUAAUCGUACUAAUCAUCAUUGGUGUGGCGGUGCUACUAGUCUACCGGCGCUAUGGUUUCUCCAACCCGUUCCUCACAUGUAUGACCCGCCGCGAGCCGACCCGUCGUUCCUCCACUUUCAUAAGCUAUGGCCAGUCAAACCUUAGGGACUCAGUCGUCAGUUUCACGGAUGGGGGCAGCCUUUCAUCAGCCAAUUCCUACACGAAUAGCAAUAAUGUAAUGUAUGUCUCGCUUUUUGGGAAUAAGGCUGUAGUCAUAGCAAACGCGCCAACUGAGGGACUGGGAUCUCAGGGCUAA
Molecule: messenger RNA, 2682 nt
Organism: Oppiella nova
Lineage: Eukaryota; Metazoa; Arthropoda; Arachnida; Sarcoptiformes; Oppiidae
Source: the annotation of a GenBank genome assembly